Molecule: messenger RNA, 1278 nt
Organism: Aspergillus pseudotamarii
Lineage: Eukaryota; Fungi; Ascomycota; Eurotiomycetes; Eurotiales; Aspergillaceae
Product: zinc-binding alcohol dehydrogenase family protein
Exons: 4
Coding region: 1-1278 (425 amino acids)
Molecular function (GO): oxidoreductase activity, acting on NAD(P)H
Source: RefSeq, a predicted model, not a curated record
AUGACUGCCGUGUCGACAUAUGUGCCCCUCGUUACGCUGAAUGAGAAACAGCAAACUAUUUCGUAUCAAGAAGUUUAUCCGGAACAACGCUCGGAACCUAUCUUCGUCAAUCCUAAUGUGCAGGAGGCAAUCGUACCACAGCUCGGACGGGCCACUCAGCGUGCGCUGUUAUUGACAGCUGCGCAUGAACAGUACACGCUGGUCACCGAUCAUGCGAUUCCAUCAAUAUCGAACAAGGACGAGAUCCUGGUCAAGAUUGUGGCGAUUGGUUUGAACCCGAUCGACUGGAAGGGCCCAGCUUUCAAUUUCGGCAUUCCGAGCUUACCAUGGGUUAAUGGUCGUGAUUUAGCCGGUGUCGUCGUUAAGGCAGAUAAGUCUUCACGAGUACAAGAGGGCGACAUAGUUCUUGUGCCUUCCACCGAUUAUCGCGAUAUUCGAAAGGCGGCUUUCCAAGAAUAUGCUAUCGCGACCCAUUUCAAUGCUGCACGCAUCCCGCCCACCCAAAGUAUCCACGCUUCUGCCUCCCUAGGAGUUGCCUUUGUGGCAUCUGCCCUUGCCUUGGGCGUCUCACUGGGAUUGGACUUCUCCUAUGCAUCGGCAUGCCCGGGACCGGACCUCGCAGAAGUGGUUCGCCGAUUAGACACCGAUACUAUCCCAGCUGAUAUCAGAGAAGAGUGUUACUCCGGUCUCUCCAAAAUCGAAAAAGUCAAGUCCGGCGACUGGAUCGCCAUUUGGGGAGCCUCUACCACGACUGGAUAUAUCACGUUACAACUCGCCAAACUUGCUGGCUUAAAGGUAAUCUGCGUGGCAGAUAUUGCCCGUCACGGUGCGCGACUAGUUGAUCUAGGGGCCGAUGCUCUGGUGGACCGACACGAUACCCAGCGCGCAGUCGACAUCAUCAAAGGAUUGACAAAGGGCAAGCUUCGAUACGCCAUUGACAUUGUCGGCAAAGACACUGCGACUCUGCUUCAACAAACGCUCGACGCUACUGUUCGCGGAGACGGAUCACACGCUCAUCUUCUGGGCCUGACAGGCCUCCCCAAGGCCAGAAGCUCCAAUAUCAUUUACCAUACAGUUCCGAUUAAAUUGUUCCAUACGUCACCACAGGUAGGAGAGCGGAUGGUCUCGUGGCUCGAGGAUCUAUUACAUUCAGGUGCUCUUGAACUACCAGAGAUUAUUCGCACAGAAGGAGGCUUGGGUAAUGUGAAUGCGUCGUUAGAACUUCUUCGACAAGGCACAGCGUCGGGGAAGCGCAUAGUUGUUGAUCUUGCAGGAUAA